UGCUGUUGUUAUGAUUCAGAGAGACAGCCUGUUGAGGAACUGGGUUGAAGCUGAUGCCUCACUACGGCUGAAGUUUUCUGUAAAUUACUCAAACUUAGUGCCUGAGAGAGUUAUGUUGUAAAAUAGCUAACUGGUGAUGAACACAGCAUGGGAAAGGCAGUCAGCUAAGUGGUGAGAAAAAAAAAAAACCCACAAAAAAACAGGGCUCUGAAAGUGAACAGGGCAGGCGAGCAGGUGGCAUACCAGGUGCUGUCUUGGUACUGAGUGGUGGGGUCAGACCAAGUAGUCAGGAAUGGAUUCAGACAGCUUAGCCGAGCAGGGUGAAUUCUAGCUGGAGCUGCAGUCUGAUGGUGACCCUGCAGGACUUGAACUCCCUCCAGGGCUGAGGGAUGUCCAGGCGGUCUAACGCCUUCCUGGUGUGAGCCACAGAAGUAGAAAGAACACCCAGCAAUUGCUUUGAAAUACCAGGAGCUGGCAGAUGAUGGACAGGAAACAGACAGCCGAGACCCUGCUGUCCUUGUCUCCUGCUGACGUCGCCAACCUCAAGGAAGGAGUCAAUUUUUGUCGAAAUAAGACUACUGGGAAAGAGUACAUUUUAUACAAGGAGAAGGACCACCUAAAGGCAUGCAAGAACCUCUGCAAGCACCAAGGUGGCCUGUUCAUGAGAGAUAUCGAGGAUUUAGAUGGAAGGUCCGUUAAAUGCACAAAGCACAACUGGAAGUUAGAUGUGAGCACCAUGAAGUAUACCAACCCUCCAGGGAGCUUCUGUCAAGACGAGCUUGUUGUGGAAAUGGAUGAGAACAAUGGGCUUUGCCUUGUAGAACUGAACCCUCCUAACCCCUGGGACUCUGACCCCAGGUCUCCUGAAGAAUUAGCUUUUGGGGAGGUACAGAUAACAUAUCUCACUCAUGCCUGCAUGGACCUCAAGUUGGGAGACAAGCGGAUGGCGUUUGACCCUUGGUUAAUUGGUCCUGCUUUUGCCAGAGGAUGGUGGUUGCUACACGAGCCUCCAUCGGACUGGCUGGAGAGACUGUGCAAAGCAGACCUCAUUUACAUCAGCCACAUGCACUCAGACCACCUGAGUUACCCUACCCUGAAGCAGCUUUCCCAGAGACGACCAGACAUCCCCAUUUAUGUUGGUGACACAGAAAGGCCUGUGUUUUGGAAUCUGAAUCAUAGCGGUGUCCAAUUAACUAACAUCAACGUGGUUCCAUUUGGAAUAUGGCAACAGGUAGACAAAAAUCUUCGGUUCAUGAUCUUGAUGGACGGCGUUCAUCCUGAGAUGGACACGUGCAUCAUCGUGGAGUACAAAGGUCAUAAAAUCCUCAACACAGUGGACUGCACCAGACCCAACGGGGGAAGGCUGCCUGAGAAAGUUGCUCUAAUGAUGAGUGAUUUCGCUGGAGGAGCAUCAGGCUUUCCCAUGACUUUCAGUGGUGGAAAAUUUACUGAGGAAUGGAAAGCCCAGUUCAUUAAGGCAGAAAGAAGAAAACUUCUGAACUACAAAGCUCAGCUGGUGAAGGAUCUGCAGCCUCGAAUCUACUGCCCAUUUGCUGGGUACUUUGUGGAAGCUCACCCAUCUGACAAGUAUAUUAAGGAAACAAACACCAAAAACGACCCAAAUCAACUCAACAACCUUAUCAAGAAAAACUCGAAUGUGGUGACAUGGACCCCUCGACCUGGAGCUACCCUUGACCUGGGCAGGAUGCUGAAGGACCCAACUGACAGCAAGGGCAUUGUGGAACCUCCGGAAGGAACCAAAAUUUACAAGGAUUCCUGGGACUUUGAGCCAUACCUGAAGACCUUGAAUUCUUCUGUCAGAGACUCAAUCUUCCUUCACUCAUCCUGGAUUAAAGAAUACUUCACUUGGGCUGGAUUUAAGAAUUACAACCUGGUAGUCAGGAUGAUUGAAACAGAUGAAGACUUCAGCCCUGUGCCUGGAGGGUACGACUAUCUGGUGGACUUUCUAGAUUUAUCCUUUCCGAAAGAAAGACCCAGCCGGGAGCAUCCUUAUGAAGAAAUCCGCAGCCGUGUGGAUGUCAUCAGGCACGUGGUGAAGAACGGCCUGCUGUGGGAUGACCUGUAUAUUGGAUUUCAGACCCGAUUGCAGCGGGACCCUGAUAUAUACCAUCAUCUGUUUUGGAAUCAUUUUCAGAUAAAACUCCCUCUAACACCACCUAACUGGAAGUUGUUCCUAAUGCGCUGUGGUUAGGCUGGACCUGGACAUCCCGGCUCACAAGAAGCUGGUGGAUGGAGAGGCUAUGGAUGAGCUUCCAUAAGCCCAUACCUGCCAUUCCCUUCGAAUGGAGCCUUUCCCCACUGGAGGAAGAGGGGAAGGCUCAUGAGAUACAGGAAGUUAAGAACUGAGUCAUCGCCAUGCCAGGUAGGACUUUCCAGUGAAGUGCUGCCUGUUAACCACCUGCGCUCCUGCAUGUAACUCUAAUAAACUCAUCAGUCUAUACAGUGAGACUCUGAUGAGACUACUUCUUGAGUUAGUCAUUGGUGUCCCAUCUGAGGUGAAGACAUUGGUGUGUAGCUUCCAGGAAAACCCACAUAAGAAGAAUGAAUCAGAGCACUGCUGUUAGUAGCUUCCUUAGAAUAACCCCAGGUUCUCACACGGCUGCCCAAGCCAAUGUUUCUGUAUUGUAAUCUCUGCUAUAUGAUUAUUAACUCUGCCUGUCUUAGUUAGGGUUUCUGUUGCUGUGAUGAAACACCAUUACCAAAAAGCAAGUUGGGAAGGAAAGAGUUAUUUGACUACACUUCCACUUCACAGUUGAUCAUUGAAAGAAGUCAGGACAGGAACUCAAACAGAGCAGGUACCUGGAGGCAGGAGCUGGUGCAGAAGCCAUGGAGGGAUGCUGCUUACUGGUUUGCUCCUCAAUGUUUGCUCAGCCUGCUUUCUUAUGGAACCCAGAGCCAUCAGCCCAGGGAUGGCACCACCCACAAUGGGCUUGGCCCUGCCACAUCAAUCACUAAUUAAGAAAAUGCCCUCACAGGUUUGCCCAGAGCCCAAUCUUAGAGAGGCAUUUUCUCAAUACAGGCUUUUUCCUCUAUGAUGAUUCUAGCUGGUGUCAAGCCAACAUAAAAUUAACAAGGACAGUGGCAUUUUGUUUCUUAAAUGUCUUGGUCUUACAUUGCUCCCUUGCCCAUGGCAGCAGCGGCAUUAGCAGAACGGACGUUCUUGUUUUUAGCUUCUUGCUCUUGCAACAAUAGCCAUGUCUUGAACACAUGGUGUUUCUCUUCAUCUCUUAUUGUGUAUUGCUCUAGAGCUCAAACAUUUCUCCUAAAGAUGAUUCUCCCAUCCCCCUUCCUCUAGUUUUCCUUGCAGAUAGAUGCUCAGCAGGGGCAUGGAGGUUGGAGAUAAAAGACUGAGAGUUCCAUGACCCAUUGGUUGGUAAAUCACUGUGUCUCUUCCAGAGCACAGAAAAUUCAUCCGCAGAUUGGAGGAGUAGGCUGGACCUCUCAGGGUUGUAAUGGAAUGCUUGGGAAAGGUCAGCUGCCUGUUAGUCACAUUAUCCGUCCUUAAUGGGAACAACAUAAAGUGAUCAUAAGAGUGCAGCAAACAGGACAAGUGUCCUUCCUAGUUGUAUUACAAGUUGUCCCUGUUAGUCACCAGCAUGCUCCUUGGAGCAUGGCUAAGAGUCCUUGAAGCAAUGAUGCUGUUACAUGCUGAUAAGGAAUAUAACUUCAGGAUGCACUUCCGUUAUUAGCAAAGAGAGGGCUAUUGGCAUGAUUUGAGAACAGCAAUGCCAGUUCCUCAACAAACAGGAGCUCCACUGCUCCUACAUUUCAGAGCCCUUGAGUUUCACCCUAGCUCCUAAAGGGGUCCUAAAGAUCACCUCUUCACCCUGCCUGCUUCCCAGUGUAGAACCUGUAUCUGGGGUUCAUCUUUACAAUGUCUUCUAUGCCUCCCCUUCUCGGGUGCACUGAUCUACUAGGUAUGAUGUGGGGGUGCACACACUGGUAAGAAUGGUGAGCAUGUGUCCAUUUUGUCCUUCUGACUGCCCCUUUCUCCAUUUCUUUGCUGAACUCCCACCCCCAGAAUGUGUCCUUGGAUGGCGCUGGCCCUUCUCCCUCCAGUCUUUGGUACCGACUGUAUCUUUAUCCAUCAGUCACAGUGAGUGCCCUAUGGAUAGCCACCAAAUGCCUAAUAUGCCAAAGAGAAAUGAUGUUGUGAUUUGGGUUCGGGUGAGAGGCAAAGAGCUGCCCUCUCCUUUGAGCCUGGAAGUGAGCAGGUGCUGCUGGAAGCCAUCUUUGUUCCCUGGAGAUGAAGCCAGCUCAAAGGGGAGAGAAUCUGACAAAUGGAAGAAAUGUUUCUGGUGACAGUGUUCUGGCACAUGUUCCAUCUCUGCUCCUAGACGGUCUGUGGAGAUGAGCGAGCCAGCUAAAGCCUGCUUCAUGCUCCAGCUGCUUAAAGUUUCUGCCACUUACAAUAAAAAUUAGUCCUUAUUAGAGCAACAAGAAGAUGUGUUACCCUCCCUGGAAGGAUUCCAGUUUAACGCUGCGUAGGUCUUUACCUCUAAAGAGAUGGAUUCAUGUGGUGGAAUUCAUGGAAGAAUGGUAUUGCUGUUCCAUUUAGAGUACAGCACUCUACAACCUCUCACUGUCGGCCCCUUGGUCAAUUGCAGGAUUCAGCAUAAACUCCCUUGGGUGUGUACAUCACAUGUCCAUAUGAACUGAACCAAAAACAGAUGUUCAAACCCCAUCUUCCCAUGAGUCCCUCAUCUGCUCCAUACUAAGACUGACCCAGAUCAAAGACUGUCCCCAUUGUCCCAAAGAAGCUCCUGGCUUGAUUCCAAGCCCAAGAAAGCCAGGCAGGCAAGCACCAUUCAGAGUGCUUCUCCCUACAGCUGCAGCCACAGGCCCUGCCAUUAGAAUUAAGAUCAUCACUAAAUGAGGAUCAGCGAGCUGGAAGCAUGUCCUAGAAAUGCCAUCUCUCAGCCCCACCCCCACUACAGCCCUCUCACCUACACUUCAGACAAGCACUGCACAUGGCAGCAAGAGUCUUUCCAUGUUUCUUUUCUUCUGUGAGUUAAAAUGGCUUUUCAGUCAUAAGAUGCUAAGUUUGGAGAACCUAAUGCAGAAUCUAAUGUAUACCUAGCAAGAGUAGAUAAAUAACAAUUUGUUAGGCAACUGUUCUUAAUGUUUUGUUCUUACCAGCCAAAAUAAAAGGGUAGAGGCUAUGCUAACUAACUUAAUCGAUGAGCUUUUCAUAACAUGCAUAUGCCAAGUCACAUUAUGCCCCAUGAGUUCAUAAAAAUGUACUUGUGCGUACACCUAACAAAACAAAGGAGGGCCUACAAUAGACGAAUUGUUGACCAUGCUUGGGUAAAUAAAUAAGCCAGCAGCCGCAGAGAUGUGUUUGCCAAAUGACCACAUCUUUGUAGACACACAUACACUAGUUACUGACCUCUUCACUAGGACAGAUCACCUGGCGGCAGCAACUUAUGGAGGGAAGGGUUGGUUUGGGCUGGUUUCAGGGGUGGCAAGGUUGGUAGUGGAGUGUAAAGUGACUGAUCACAUCGAGUCUGCAGCCCAGAAGCAGAGAGCUGAAUGCCAGCACUCCACUUGCCCCCUUCUGUGGUGGUUUGAAUAUGCUUGCCCAGGGAGUGGCAUUAUUAAGAAGUGUGGCCUUGUGGAAGUGGGUGUGACCUUGUUGGAGGAAGUGUGUCACUGUGGGGAUGGGCUUUGAGACCCUUUUUCUAGCUUCCUGGAAGUCAGUCUUCUCCUGUUUGCCUUCCAAACAAGAUGUAGAACUCUCAGCUCCUCCCAUACCUGCCUGCCUGCCUGGACACAGCUAUUCUUCCAGCCAUGAUGAUAAUGGACUGAACCUCUAAACCUGUAAGCCAGCCCCACCCAGUUAAACGUUGUCCUUUAUAAGGGUUGCCUUGGUUAUGGAGUCUCUUCACAGCAGUGGAAACCCUAAGACACCUUCUUUUUUUAAAAAAGGCUAAUAAUUUAUUAUUGUUAUUUUGUUAUUAUUAAGGUUAUUAUUAAGGUUUAUUUACAUGUAUGGAUGUCCCUACAUGUACGUAUUUGCUUCACAUGUGUUUCUAAGUGCCUCAGAGGUCAGAUAAAGCAUCAGGUUCCCUGGAACUGGAGUUAUAGAUGCUUGUUAGCUGUCUGACAGGGGUGCUAGAAACCAAUCCCAGUCCACUGCAAUAGUACCACAUGUUCUUGAUCAGGACAACAUUUCUCCAGUCUCUUGUCCUCUCCAUUUUUAAUUAGUGUGAGACUGCAGAGGAGGAAUCAGUGUCAUUGCCACCCACACUAGCUCUUUCCAUCUUACUCAAACCUUCCUAGAAGUGGCCCUUACUCUCACCCAGAAACUUGCUUUAUAGGUGAUUCUAAAUCCCAUCAGUUCACAGUGAGGAUUCACUAUUACAAUACAUAGAACAUGUGUAUGUGCUCAUAAAUACUAAAUAUAUAUAUAUAUAUUCAUAUAUAUUCAUUUGUGUAAAUUAAUACAAUCUAGGAAUAAACAUGAAGACUCUCUCCCAGCAGGAAAGGGAACCGGAAGGGUAAGGGAGGUAUUGAUGAUUCAGUCACAUACCAGACAAAACAAAGCCAUAAAAUGGGAACAGCAGCCAGGAGAGUAGGGCUCCUUACAGCCUCCUAGUGGAUGUGAUACAGUGAUGAUGAGGAAGAGACAACGAAUCAAAUCUCCACCAUCUGACAGCAGAUGCUGGCGAGGAUGCGGAGAAAGAGGAACACUCCUCCAUUGUUGGUGGGAUUGCAGACUGGUACAACCAUUCUGGAAAUCAGUCUGGAGGUUCCUCAGAAAAUUGGACAUUGAACUGCCUGAGGAUCCAGCUAUACCUCUUUUGGGCAUAUACCCAAAAGAUGCCCCAACAUAUAAAAAAGACACGUGCUCCACUAUGUUCAUCACAGCCUUAUUUAUAAUAGCCAGAAGCUGGAAAGAACCCAGAUGCCCUUCAACAGAGGAAUGGAUACAGAAAAUGUGGUACAUCUACACAAUGGAAUAUUACUCAGCUAUCAAAAACAAUGGCUUUAUGAAAUUCGUAGGCAAAUGGUUGGAACUGGAAAAUAUUAUCCUGAGUGAGCUAACCCAAUCACAGAAAGACAUACAUGGUAUGCACUCAUUGAUAAGUGGCUAUUAGCCCAAAUGCUUGAAUUACCCUAGAUGCCUAGAACAAAUGAAACUCAAGAUGGAUGAUCAAAAUGUGAAUGUUUCACGCCUUCUUUAAAAGGGGAACAAGAAUACCCUUGGCAGGGAAGAGAGAGGCAAAGAUUAAAACAGAGACUGAAGGAACACCCAUUCAGAGCCUGCCCCACAUGUGGCCCAUACAUAUACAGCCACCCAAUUAGACAAGAUGGAUGAAGC
Rattus norvegicus (Norway rat) is the source of this 7345-nucleotide messenger RNA. NCBI's taxonomy places the organism in Eukaryota, Metazoa, Chordata, Mammalia, Rodentia, Muridae. The record is from RefSeq and is a predicted model, not a curated record.